UAUGUCACUCGAUACCCAACCCAGAUCCAUUUUUCUAUUGUAAUUACCACCCGCAGUAAGAUAAAAGUAGUGCGUGCGAUUAUACAGCAUCAUUAAAGAACUUGGUUUGAGGCAGACAUUUUAAACAGACAAUCAAGCAAGUUACCUCUGAUAUGCAGGCCACGUCUUAUCCCACCGAGCCCGGAGUCCCGGGCCAGACUGUUUUCGUCCACCAGCCCGCUCCAGUUAGCUAUGCCAAUACGGUGCAGAACCCUAACUCAUCGAGUGGUGUGUCGCAGAACUUUAACGGAGCUGCCGGGAGAGCGACUGGUUGGCUGCAGCUCUCCAUCGGCAUCGGGAGCAUCGUCGUCGCCAUUGCCCAGUUAGUCAUCUUUUCCCGCAUCUAUUCCGGACUAGGCUUUGUCGCCAUUGGAAUUUGGGCAAGUGUUCUGUUCUACAUUCCUACCGGUAUCCUAGGAAUAUGUUCGAUGCAGAAGAACACUUGUGUGAUCAUCGGCUAUCUUACGAUGUGUAUCAUCUCGGCAAAUGUUGCCUUCGCUCAAAUAAUUAUUGGUGCCAUUGGGGCAGUAAUCACCGGUAUUCAUCUAAGUUACUUUCACUAUGCCGGCAUUGCCGAACAAGGAAUAGCGGAAGGAGGCAUCGCAUCUGAAUCUCUGUUGGCCAUCCUUGGCCUGAUCGAAAUGGUGGUAGCCAUUGUGGCUUCAGCCUACUGCUGUGGUGGCAUGGCCUGUUGUCACUCGUCUUCACCAACUACCACCACUAUGUACACCCACCAGAACAUUCCGAUGGUUGUGACAACCGGCCAGUACACUCAGCCGGCGGGAAUCGUUCAGCUCCCUCCCGGAUACAACGUUCAGCAGGCUUAUCCCCCUGCUGGCCAGCCUGUUGCUCCAGCUCCCUACAACCAAGCUCCUGGUGCCCCGUACAACCAGGCUCCUGCUGCCCCGUACAACCAGGCUCCUACUGCCCCGUACAACCAAGCUCCUGGUGCCCCGUACAACCAGGCUAGUGCCCCACAUUACCAAGCUCUGGGUGCCCCGUACAACCAACAAGCAGCUGCUGCAUCCAUCAAACCUGGCGAAGUGGUGGCUUAAAUGCGUUCAGAAAAUUGGUCUUAAUAAUAAAACUACCCUGAUAUCUAAAUGCUUACAUUGGGAAUAACAAGCAAUAGCUAACUUUUUGAUAAAUAAAAUGCAAGCCUAUUCUGAGACGCACGGAUAUUCAGAGAAAAAGUAGAUCAUCCUCACAAUUUUUUAAUUUUCUGAAGAGAGUUGUUUUGAUUGUUAGCUGUGAUACAGUGAUCAUAAUUUUACAUCAUUUUUUAUCUAAUUUCUCCAAUUGGUAAAUAAAAGAUAGCAGAUGAUGGGGAAAAAACUAAAAUAAUGGCUGAUCUUUUUUGAUAGAUAAAGUUAAUACAAAAAAUGUUAUCCUGACAGGAUCAUUAAAUUAAAGCCACGUCAAACUAAUGCUUGAUGAUGAAAAUAAUAAAUUACUAAUUAUUCUAGCAAGGGGGUGGCUUAAAUGAUAUAUCAUUGCAAACUAUAUUAAACAAAAGUAUGUGGUAUGGAAGUAAAAUAAGUGUCCUCUAUUCAUUACGUGAAGCUGAAAUCCCCCCCCCCCCCCAUCAUUCCACCCAACGUGAGAAAUAGAGAACCCUUUUGUUACUAUUUAUUAGGCGGCUGGGCUUCAAUUGACUACUCUUGAUGACUGCACAGAAAGAUCUGCUAAAAUAACAAAAAUAUCAACAACAAACAACAUUAACAGCAUAAAACAACUGAAUGUCACAGUGCGAAAAAUAUGUAACCAGCCAACUUGUAGACGAAAAGUUAUGCAUACUGCAUUUAAAAUAAAUGGGCUGAUAUCCCCCCAAGUGCUUUAUAAAUCAUCAAAAUGUUAAUUCAGAGGACCAAACAAGAGCAUUAGAAAUUGUAAAAAAAAUAUUGAAGAAAUAUUAAUUUAACUUCGAUAUAGAUUGAAACCGUUUGUUUUUAUGUUAAUUCUGUAACGCUAUAACCUUGGAAAUAAGUAGCCUUAGGGUUUUUUACCUGAUGAUAUAUUAAUGUUGUGCCUUUCGAUCUUUUGACUGUCAUUUUGGAAGUAAUCAAUUCGUCAAUUAAUUAAGUUGACGAAGAUCGAUGAGAAUUUAAGACAAAAGAUGCUUUGAAGUCAAAAGAAUUUCAGAUAAUUGUGUGAAAUUGGUCUUUGCUGGAUUCUAAACAUAAGAGAAAUCAAUGCGUACGUGGCAUGAAAUUUCAAAUAAGUUCAUAAUCCUGCGUGUAGUGAAUUAAUGAAGUAGUUUAUUUAGAAUGAUAAUAAACGCGCCAUUAUGUAAGUCUACAACUCUAUUCUGUAGAAUAUCAAUUUCUUUUAGAAUCGUUGUCUUUCGGAAUUAUCGUUGUUCAGUGUCUGAAACGCAAAACAAAGUGCCAUUAACAUGACAAAUGUUAAAACAAGAAAACUAAUGAAAAGGGAAAAGAUUCCUUUUACAAAUAAAAAGGUGGGUAAUUUAAGUUGUGUACUGUGUUUACUGUAUUUUUCUGUUUGAAUUUAGAAUUUAAUAAGGCGAAUUAUACAAAAGUACAACAGACAGAAAUGAACAAAAAGAAGAACUCAAAAAUCACAUCGAUUAAAAUUAGUAUAUGUUAUUUUAAAACAAUCUGAACUUUAGAUUCGUUGACAUUACAUAAACGAUGCAUUGAACAAUACAACACCUUACAUCUUGCCUUCUUCCGUGCUCAUUCUUAUCAUCUUUUAAUUUUUGUUAAAUGACUCUUGCUAUAUCCGAAGUCGUAUUAUAUGCUUAGGUUCCCGGGGCACACGAAAUACCUUCAGCUGAAACUUCUACUUUCUGAAAUAUCAUUUUUGAGACUUUUUAUAUUUACUUAAAUUCUCAAAUCGUACAAGGCGCGUAUUGUAAGAGACACAUUUCAUAUUUGUUUUUCUAUGUUUUUUGUAGAUGAAAUAUUGGAGCAGCUGUAAAAUUCGAAGCUUCACUAUUUUAAAUCUUUAUUUUAUAGAACUGUUUUUAGAAUAUAAACAUUUAUGAAAAAAAGUGAUCUUUUCAUUCCUUUUAGUUUCACUGUAGUUCAAUUUUUAAUGUAUAAUAAUAAUAAUAAUAAUAAUAAUAAUAAUAAUGGCUUGGUUUCGUGGUAUAUCAGAUAUUGUAUUCAGCUUGUCAAUAUUUGAACUCGUCUUCGACUCGUGUAAUAUUCUCGAGCUUAAUGCAACAUAUCUGAUAUAACUUUUAAUGCUUGGUGUAUCAUUCACUGAGGUACAGCCUGCGGUAAACGUGUCAUCUGUACAAUAAACUUUUCGAUUUUG
This is a messenger RNA of Strongylocentrotus purpuratus (purple sea urchin), 3321 nucleotides long. RefSeq lists its product as uncharacterized. The record is from RefSeq and is a predicted model, not a curated record. NCBI's taxonomy places the organism in Eukaryota, Metazoa, Echinodermata, Echinoidea, Camarodonta, Strongylocentrotidae. Bases 153 to 1094 code for a protein of 313 amino acids. The transcript is spliced from 7 exons.